AUGAAAUCCGAAGCACACCUAGACAUCGUGAUCGUCGGCGCCGGCCUCAGCGGCCUCGCAACCGCCAUCUCCUGCGCCGCCAGCGGACACAGCGUGCAAGUCAUUGAGCAAGCCAAAGAGCUCGCAGAAGUCGGCGCGGGCCUGCAAAUCACGCCCAACGCCUCCCGCCUCUUCCGGCAUUGGAAUCUCCCCGCCUCAGUCUGGGCGUCUGCCGCCGAGCCGACAGCUAUGACCGUGCACCGGUACACGGGCGAGGUGCUCGCACACGAGAGCAACUACGACAAGAACAUCCGCGCCAAGUACGCCGGCGCACCGUUCAUCGACAUGCACCGGGUCGACCUACAGCAGGCGCUGUACGCGCGCGCGCGAGAGCUCGGCGUCGCCUUCCAUUUCGAUGAGCGGGUCGAGCGCAUCGACUGCGCGUGCCACCCGGCGACGCUGACCACGCGGGCCGGCCGCGAGUACCGUGGCGAUCUGAUCGUCGCGGCGGAUGGUCUGUGGUCGCGGUGUCGCGAGUGUUUUGUCGGCCGCAAGGACGACCCGCUGCCGACGGGGGAUCUGGCGUAUCGGAUUGUGCUGGACGCGGCGCAGAUCGAGGACCCUGAGCUGCGCGGGUGGGUCGAACACCCCGAGUGCCAUAUUUGGAUCGGGCCCGGCGCGCAUGCCGUGGCGUAUUCACUGCGCGGGGGAAAGAUGUUGAAUAUUGUGUUGCUGGUGCCGGAUAAUCUGCCGCCGGGCGUGUCGCGGCAGCCCGGGUCGGUGGAGGAGAUGCGGGCGCUGUUUGCGGGAUGGGAUCCGGUGCUGACGCGGUUUCUGAGCUACGUGGACACGGUGGACAAGUGGAAGCUGAUGCAUCACGGUGAGAUGGAGUCGUGGAUCAACGAAGAGUCCAAUCUGGUCUUUGUCGGCGACUCGUGCCAUCCCAUGCUGCCGUAUCUGGCGCAGGGGGCCAACUCGUCGCUCGAGGACGGCGCCGUGCUCGGCGGGCUGUUGGGCCACAUGCAGGACAAGGCGCAGCUGCCGCAGAUUCUGCGUCUGUACGAGGGCCUACGCAAGUCGAGGGGCGAGGCCAUCGUGCGUGAGACCUUCAAGCAGCGCAACGACUUCCACAUGCAGAAUGGCCCCGAACAGGAAAGGCGAGACGAGAUCUUCCUCUCCCAGCUGGGCAAGGAAAUCAAGGGCGCGUUCCCCAGUCGAUGGACCUGCCCCGAGGUGCAACCGUGGCUGUACGGGUACGACGCGGUCCAGGAGGUGGAAAACGCCGUGGCGCAGAAUCCUGCCCUGUUCUCGAAGCCGACAGCCAACCUAUAG
Aspergillus terreus NIH2624 is the source of this 1311-nucleotide messenger RNA. RefSeq names its product putative monooxygenase. Bases 1 to 1311 code for a protein of 436 amino acids. NCBI's taxonomy places the organism in Eukaryota, Fungi, Ascomycota, Eurotiomycetes, Eurotiales, Aspergillaceae. The transcript has 6 exons. The record is from RefSeq and is a predicted model, not a curated record. Gene Ontology annotation, molecular function: FAD binding; monooxygenase activity. Gene Ontology annotation, biological process: secondary metabolite biosynthetic process.